Molecule: messenger RNA, 1139 nt
Organism: Homarus americanus (American lobster)
Lineage: Eukaryota; Metazoa; Arthropoda; Malacostraca; Decapoda; Nephropidae
Exons: 5
Coding region: 35-961 (308 amino acids)
Biological process (GO): intrinsic apoptotic signaling pathway in response to oxidative stress; neuron apoptotic process
Cellular component (GO): mitochondrion
Source: RefSeq, a predicted model, not a curated record
CCUUGGCCGGUGUGACGUCACGAGUGUCAACAACAUGGCAGGUGCUGGGUGCCUGGGGAGAACCUUGGCAGCUUUAUCACGGUUUAUUCCAUCUUCAGGGGGACUUCAACCUCCAAAUUUAACGAGACGAUGUUUCAAUAGACAUUUUAAUGGAAUGUCCAUAAAUAAGAGUGAAUCAAAGUCUCAGUUAUGGAGAGAACGUUUGGUAAAUAAGCCGUUCAAGCCGAUGCAAUUAAGCUUUGUGAGACGAACAGCUUUGGCUCUCAUAGGUUGUGGAGGCGUUUUUGGUGUUUCUUAUUACAGCUUAUUACCAGUUGAUUGUCAGGACGUAUUAAUGGAGGAUAUAGAUGAAGAAGACAUCAGGUUAUCUACUGUCAAACCACUUGAGAUGAAUGAAGCAGCAGCCCUCACACACACCUCACUCCUGCGGCAGGCAAGUGGGGUGACUGUGGAUGCAUCACUCCAGCUGCUACACCGAGUCCUCCGAGCCAGGCUGGAUUUCUCUACACAUUACAGAAAACAGCUCAAUGAUGUGAUUGACCUCCUGGAGUACUGCACUUCAUCAUUACACAAUCAGGAGCGGCACGAUGCCAUCUGGGAAAGCCUCGUUAUUUCAAGGGUUAAGAUGGAGUCCUUAAAAGAUCAACUCAAGGACUUGAACAUCUUGGUAAAUUACGUGUUCACUACACUAGAGAACGCGGCCAUGGCAGCAUUUAUUAGUGGUGUGGAGUUCACAGCAUCAGCAGCACAACAGGCGAUUGACAGUGCCAAAUUAGAGUUGGAAAAUGAUACAAAACAAAACUUGGCUCUGGAGAUGCAGUACCUUCAAACACACACCCAGCAUAUUGAAGCAUCCCAGAAGGUACAGGAGGAGAUAGAGAAAAGAAAAGAGGUAGUUAUAGAAUACAAAACUGAUGAUAAUGAAGGUCUCGGUGAAAGUGAAGAGUCCAGAACAGAUUAAUGCUAUAAGUUAUAUAUAAACCUUCAUUAUCCUGCUGAGGUUUGUCAAGUAUUUUGCAAUUUCAGUGUUCAUUAGAUGGAUAUUGUACAGAAUCAUAAAUAAUAUAACCAUCUUCAAUAACGAAAAAACAACUGUAUAUAAUUUGUAAUCUGAUUUGAGAAUAAAGAGAUAAGUUGUA